CAGAGCGCUCUCGUCAGUCGCCUAUUGACUUUGAAUAGUUAACAGUUAGCAGCGUAGAUAGAUAGAGAGAAAAAAAGGCAAGAAAGAAAAUAGAGGAAGAAAGAAAUACAAGCCAGUCUUUGUUCUGACAACAUCGAGAAAAAGUUAAAUGAUCCGGAAUCUGUCACUGCUUUUCCACCUUCACAUGAUGGAUGCAUAGUGUAUAUAAGCAUCUGGAUAUCACCAUAUUCCUCUGUCUUCUCUGCAAUUGUCUAACGUAUAUUGUUUGGUGAAAGCAAGAGUCCUUGGAGAUGCAGACAUAAAAGAAAAACAUCUGACGUUAAAUGGUUUCAUACAACAUCUUACUUGUUUUUUUUUGUUUGUUUUUUUUUACCAUGGGACUCCAGAAAUUAAAUUAGUAUAAAACAAUGACGCAUUUCAAUUUUAGAAUUAAAAUCAUUAAGAGAAUUCAUAACAUUAUUUUCCAGUGAUUAUACCUAUAGGAUUUAUUUUGUGGUAUGUAUAGUUUCAUGAUACAAGUACCGUUCGUGAAUGGCGAAAUGCAAUCUAAUAGAGUCUGCCUACUGGUUGAUUAAAUGCCUAAUAAAAAACGAAUCAAUUAUUGCUUUAACAUUAUCGUGGCUGCCAAAGGGAAAAAGCCAACAAGAGAUAAAUAUUUGAGUUUGAAACGAACAGGAUAUACGUUAUAUUACGCGUAUAAUGAUGACUAUAGGUCGAAGGGAGUUUUUUUAUUUUCUCCACAGUAGCUGUUCGCAGCAACUAUGGGGAUCCAUUGACAAAACGCGCAACGACAAAGGACAUGUUUGGAGAGCUAAAUGUUCCGAACAAGCUUUAUUUUGUUAAUAUUUUCCUUUGAGCGUAUCAGUUGUAAUCCCACGUUUACUACAAGCAUUGAUUUCAAGGGAAACAAUAAAUCACACGGUUUGCAGCACACGUAAAAGAUUCUGUUGUUACAAAGAAAAAAUUUGACAUUCAAGUGGGCGUGGAAUGGAUUUGAUGACUGAAGAAUACGCCAUGUGCGCUGCAAGCUGAGGCUUGAAUAGAGCAUGUAUACAUGUAGGGGACUUUGCGUUGGGAAAUGGCUUUCACACAUCCCAAGAAGGUGUAUAAUAUAUAAUGAGAAGAAGGAAAUAAAAAUAUAUGGAGACCUUUUUAAAGUACAACCCACAAAGCUAUCGUUUGGCUUUGUAUAUAGCUUUCAAAUGGGCAACUGGCGCUUGUGUAUAUACACCUAUAUAUAUACCUGCUCCCUUUUGGGAAGGGCCAUCAGAAUAAAAAUGGAGGAAAUCGUGUCAAUUGAAAAGGGCUGACAAGGUAACAACGAAGCCGGGAGGGCUGAAAGCGGCAAGUCUUUGGCGCUUUGCAGCUGAUUUGGCAGUUUGACUUUGUCCAUUUUGGAGCUGCUUGUCAUCAUCUUUUCAAGGUAUCACCUUUUGCCCCGUGUGUACUCUCUGAUGUGAAUUAUUGUUCCUUUAUUCAGGCAAAGCAAAUAAGGCACUACAUCCUGCAUGUUCUGUGUAUGAAAGUAACCAACUGGAAAAUUGCCAUUUGGAGUCUUUUGUUUUAUUCUUAUAUUUGCUACAGCGAAUGUGGCGUUCUUUCUUUGUAUAGUCUUUAUGAUUUUUCUUUGGCUUACCAAAUGGGCAGCUCGUUCCAGAAAAACCUAUAGGCAACACGCAACUUAGAACAUAUACUCAGUUCCAGUUUAUCCUUGAUAUUUUUUUUUUUUUUAGAUUGGCAGAAACGAUUGAUUGCCAAUGUAGAUUGAUGCAGCUAUCAAUCGCCAUCCACCGUAUUAAUAUUUUAUUUGUUGGUGGUGUUGAGGGGUGAUGAUCGCAGGGACGCCUACUGAUCGGUAAUUCUGCCGUGCAGAAAGGGGAGGGCAAGAGGGUGGUUAUAUCGUCAUAAAUCAUGAGCAGCAAUGAGCCGUGGCAAAGGAUCCAAUCGGAAGAGAGUCACGUGACUUGUUGGGCGGAUUUUCUCCGGCCACCAUCCAACCCUCUUUCUGCUUUCGUCUUUCCCUCUCCCUUUUUUUUCUCUUCUUCUUCUUGUAGAGAGAAGCAAAAGGAGGAGUGGCGCGUGAAGAGAUCUGUAGGGGUAUAAUCGCUCUUCAACACGAUCCAGCGCUUAACACACACACACACACACAAAGCCGAAACAGUAUCGGAUAUUGCCGACAGAAAAGUGAGCGACAAAUCUCUGACAUUUAGUCAGUCAUCAGGCGUCUAGUCCGCUGGAUGAACUUGUCCUAUCGGCACUCAGCGAUUAAGUUGAUGUUUUAAAAUUUCUUGUAGGCGAUUAAAACAAUUUAGAGUGAUUGCCGAGUUCGUUAUGGAAUCAUCGAGAUUUCCGCCUGGUAGUAAUUUCCAGAGUUGGUUGAAUCCUCUCGAUCCAACAGUGAUGUUGGCUGCCGCUGCUGCCGGAUCGGUGCGUGCCCCUCCGUCAAUGGGCCUGUCGGAUUCAGUUUCUUCUUCCACGUCGUCCAUUUCCGACUCGUCAGCCAACCGAUUUGCACCUUUGGUCUAUCAGCAUUUCUUUCACCAUUUGCCACCCAUCCGAAAUCAGCAACAUUUCGAUCUACUGACGUAUCACGCCGCUGCCCUCCACCAGCACUUGGCCGUGGCUGCUGCAGCCGCUUCCAACCGCACAUUUCAGCAAUGUCAACAGUUGCCCCCAUUGGUCACGAAUUCAAUGCCCUUUGCAGGAGUUUCCGCUACCGGACUUCCGACUGCGGACGAAGAGAGAUCCGCUAAAAAAUCGGCUUGUAUCGGUUACAGCGUGGCUGAUCUUUUGUCGGAUCAUCAACGACCAAACAGUUGCGAUCGCAUCAAUAACACAUCCCCCGAGCGUUCAGAAAGUGAGCUUGGAUAUCUUGUCCGAAGGUAAUAGCAGUACGGAAGAAGACCUUUUCCAAGAGAAAAAUCAACACAUAUAUCCGGCCAACAAUUCACUCGGUUGCGGAGAGGGUCCCGACCGAGAAGUCGAUUCGUUCGGCACAGCAGGAUCAGCAGUGGCUGUUACGUCAUCAGACAGUUCCAUUGAUGCAACUCUCUUUCUAAC
Daphnia magna is the source of this 3060-nucleotide messenger RNA. RefSeq lists its product as uncharacterized. The record is from RefSeq and is a predicted model, not a curated record. NCBI's taxonomy places the organism in Eukaryota, Metazoa, Arthropoda, Branchiopoda, Diplostraca, Daphniidae. The transcript has 2 exons. Bases 2332 to 2886 code for a protein of 184 amino acids.